GGGCAUAGGUACAGUAUCGAGGUCACCAUCACAGCCAGCAUUCUAUUUGAAAUAUCACGCGACACCCUCAGCACUUCCAAGCUCACGACCUGGUUCCCUCUUGGAAUUGAUUCGACAGACCGAGUUCACCGCUAUUGUAUAUCACCGACCGCCCACCAUGUCAGCCCAGACCAUGGCGCAAGCCCGCGCAGUCGUCCGCGAGCUCAACGGCGUCGUCGUGAGCGCCGGCCUCAUGCAGAAGACGGUCAAAGUGCGCGUGGGUGGCCAGCAAUGGAAGCAAAAGGUCCAAAAGAUGUUCACGAAACCAACGCACUACCUCGUCCACGACCCCAACUCAUCCCUCCGCACAGGAGAUGUCGUUUCCAUUGUUCCUGGAUGGAGGACAUCACCCCACAAGCGCCACGUCGUCAAGAGCAUCAUCGCGCCCCACGGUACACCCAUCUCAGCGCGCCCACCGGUACCGACCGAGGAGGAGAGAAUCGCGGCCAAGGUGCAAAAGAGGGAAGCCAAGGUUGCUAGACGAGAGACGCGGCGGCAGGAGAAGUCUUCAAAAUCCACUCCUGAGCCCGAGGUUGACUAAGGCCUGAGAUUGGCGGAAGAAAGACUAAACAGAGAACCAGGAAAAGGUUUAGCAAAGAUUACAACACAACGCUGUAUAACACAAAUGGGGAGGGGAAGGGAGUUGACACAGAGCACUGGGCCUCGUCUUCACUUCAGUUGACGAUAUCCUUGGCCUGAUUUGUGGCUGGAAACGUGUAGACGAACACUCGAUGUCACCGGUGAAACAUUGUACGAAUACCAAC
This is a messenger RNA of Colletotrichum scovillei, 803 nucleotides long. Its product is annotated as ribosomal protein S17. The transcript has 2 exons. Lineage: Eukaryota; Fungi; Ascomycota; Sordariomycetes; Glomerellales; Glomerellaceae. The record is from RefSeq and is a predicted model, not a curated record. Gene Ontology annotation, biological process: translation. Gene Ontology annotation, molecular function: structural constituent of ribosome. The coding region runs from base 158 to 580 and encodes 140 amino acids. Gene Ontology annotation, cellular component: mitochondrion; ribosome.